Molecule: messenger RNA, 4295 nt
Organism: Trichosurus vulpecula (common brushtail)
Lineage: Eukaryota; Metazoa; Chordata; Mammalia; Diprotodontia; Phalangeridae
Gene: NEK3
Product: NIMA related kinase 3
Exons: 16
Coding region: 779-2293 (504 amino acids)
Biological process (GO): protein phosphorylation
Molecular function (GO): protein kinase activity; ATP binding
Source: RefSeq, a predicted model, not a curated record
ACUAGAAUCCUGCCUGUAUUAUCCACCGUGGUGUCUAUGUUCCUGCCUCCGCGCUCCAUUGGCAGACUGGGAGGAGUCUAGAUCUCCACAGCUGGGGAAGGUUCUGCGUGAGCGCUGCCAGGGGCUGCCGGGUUGCCGGCCUGGGGGAAGCUCGGUGCUGCAGAUGCACGAGGGUAUAUAGUGACUACCUCCCAGGGAGAGUGGGGAGGGAGAGCUAAGCCGACGGCCAGAGUGGACUAGGGCCCCUGGAGCUCCCAAGGGAAACAAAGGGGCUGGGAGCGCGUGUCCUGCACUUCCUGGCUGGGCAGGUCAGUUGUAGGCAACCUCCCCCACCGGGUCUGGGGUUGCUGUUGCUGCUACAGCUGCUCUCCAACCGCCCAGCCCGGCCCCACCCCCUACUCCUUGCACUCCCUGCAAGGGUCCCCUACCCCGGCAACCCCUGCCGGGGUGAGUCCACUCCCAGCCUGCUCCCGGGCACCUAUGCGCUCAUACAGACUCGGCCCCGUGUCUAUCUGCACAGCCAAAGUGAAACCCCAGGGUUUUUGGUUUUGUUUUUGUUUUUUUUAAAGAAAGUAGUACUUGGCCUAUUGGGGGUUGUCCCCUUGAACAGUGGUACAGAGUGUAUAACGCCUAUGCACGAGUCUUCCUAAACAGCCCUGAGCGUUCAAGGUGGUCACUUCAGACAUCUAUAUAACCCUGCUUUGAGAGGUAAGUCUGUAAGAUUUGGGAGACUCACUUAUGAAAGGUAACCUUCACCACGGUCAACCACCACUUCGUUAUGGAUGACUACACAGUACUGAAGGUGAUUGGGGAGGGCUCCUUCGGCCGUGCUCUUUUAGUUCAACAGGAAAGCAGCCACCAGAAGUAUGCGAUGAAGGAAAUAAGGCUUCCCAAGUCUCUUUCUGGUAUAAAGAACUCUAGGAAGGAAGCUAUUCUAUUGGCUAAAAUGAAACAUCCCAAUAUUGUUGCUUUUAAGGAGUCAUUUGAAGCUGAUGGACACCUGUAUAUUGUAAUGGAAUAUUGUGAUGAAGGUGAUCUCAUGCAGAAGAUUAAACAUCAAAAAGGAAAAUUAUUCCCUGAGGAGAUGAUACUUCAGUGGUUUACACAGAUGUGCCUGGGAGUGAAUCACAUUCACAAAAAAAGGGUGUUACAUAGAGAUAUCAAGUCCAAGAAUGUCUUCCUCACCCAAAAUGGACACAUAAAAUUGGGAGAUUUUGGAUCUGCCCGACUUCUCUCCAAGCCUAUGGCAUUUGCUUGUACGUAUGUGGGAACUCCUUAUUAUGUGCCUCCGGAAAUCUGGGAGAAUAUGCCCUAUAACAAUAAAAGUGACAUAUGGUCCUUGGGAUGCAUUUUGUAUGAACUCUGUACCCUCAGACAUCCAUUUCAGGCCAAUAGUUGGAAAAAUCUUAUCCUCAAGAUAUGCAAAGGUUCCUACAGUCCCCUCCCAUCACAUUACUCCUAUGAGCUUCACUAUCUGAUAAAACAGAUGUUUAAGAGAGAUCCUACAAGUCGUCCUUCAGCUACUACAAUUCUCUCUAGAGGGUCUUUAGCAAAGCUUAUCCAGAAGUGCUUAUCACCAGAGGUAGUCAGAGAGUAUGGUGAGCAAAUCAUAGAGGAAACCAAGAAGUCCAAGAAUGACACGCCAAGAAAAAUGGGCCCUGCCAGAACAAAUAUAAUCUCAGGAAAUGAGGCAGUUACUAUGCAAGGGGAAGAAGAAGGUAAAAAGUGCAGCCAUGCUGACUUAGAGAACAUUAAUAAAAAUUUGGCUGAAAAUGCACUGAAGCGAAUAAGCAAUGAGGAAAAAGAAAAUAAAUUAGUUCAUCUGAAUAAAGGGACCUCGCCAAGCCCUCAGAGGAGACAGUGGGAGAAGAACAUAUCCAAUACAGCUGUAAAUGCCUUAGAAAAAGCAUCCAUACUUUCCUCCAGUUUAGCGUCAGAGGAUGAUAGAGGUGGUUCUGUAAUAAAGUACAGUGAAAAUAAUACCAGGAAGCAGUGGCUCAAGGAAUCUCCUGAAACUUUGUUAAAUAUCCUUAAGGAUGCAGACCUUAGCUUGGCAUUUCAGACAUAUACAAUAUACAAAUCAGGGUCAAAUAAUUUCCUGAAAGGACCUCUUUAUGAUGAAGCAGAAACAUCAGAUUCUGUAGAUGGAGAUCACGAGAUCAGCUUGGACCCUGAGAGACUUGAACCUAGAUUAGAUGAAGAGGACACGGAUUUUGAAGAAGAAGAAGAUGACCCAGACUGGGUGUCUGAACUGAAGAGGAGAGCUGAAUUAAAGUAUGUGGAUCAUGAAUAAUUCCAAAAGAAAUGUUUCUUAAGCACAUUCAGAAGAUUUGUUAAAUUAAGUAAUCAACAUGUUGUAAGUUUACUUUGGCAACAGAACAGAUAAAAGCUGUGAAUAUUAAAGAUGAGGGGUUUGAUGAAUAUCACCAGGAAAUGCAUCUAGAACCCCAGUGGGUUUUUGAAGUAGAUGUUAGUUCUAUAUUAAUCCUCUAAUUGGAACAGCAUCAUGUAAAUGGUUUUCUUCAUACGUCAGAAAGGGAAGCGGGAAAACAUCUUGAGAUUUCUUUUCUUAAUAUUCAAUGUACUUUUAAUCCUAAAAUACUUUGGUAGGGGAGAGUCCUGUAUCUUGAUGGUUGUUGCUGCUUAUUAACGAGAUUUUGACAUAUCAUGUAUUUAUACUCCAUAACAUUUGUAUGAGUGUAAUAUUUUUAGUGGUGCAUUUGCUCUUAAGUAGUAGGAUCUUUUCCCACUAGUUGACAAAGGAGCCUGUGGGGAUGGAACAAAAAUAGGAAGAUGAGAGUGGGAUGAGAAAUAGGAGGGUAAGAGGGGGCUGAGUUUCUAGGUCACAACAGAGGUCAGGCAUGAGUGAUAAGAAUAGGACAUGAGUAUCACCAAUGAAAUAGAAUAAGGAAGGACAAAUCCUUGAGAGGAGAAUCAAGCUCUGUUACUGUCAAUCUGCAGUUGGCCAAUUCUUGGACUACAGUAUUCUUUGGUAGAAUGUAAGCUAUUUGAAGGCAAAGCCUCUUUGUAUUUAUGAUCUGCAAUUUCUGGCCUAUGGUGGAUGGAAGAUAAAUGUUUGCUUUGAAUUACUCAGGUGGCUCUUCCCCUUGGUGUUUACAGGGAAUUUGACAAUGGGAAAACCAUUGAUAACGGCUGAGCAAGGGAUGUAACGAGGAUAGAGGAGCCAUCAGCAUCCAUAUGUAGUUGUCAUUGCAAUAAUGAUUACAGUUUUGCUUAAUAUGAUGUAAUUUUAAAAAAACUUCAUAAAAAUGUUAAGGUUUCAUUAGAAGCAUGGAAUUUUAGAUCUUGGGAAUGACUGAGAAAACCUAAUCUAGACCAUUUAUUUUGUAGGUCAAGAAACUGUAGCUCAGAGUGGUUGUGACUUGGCCAAGAUUGCACAGUGGUAGAGCUGGAACUCCAAUGUCACCAAGUCAGUCAGUCAGUAAGCAAGUAUUUAUUAAGUGGGCUCACUACAUGCAAGACAUUGUGCUAACUGCUUGGCGUACCAAGAAAGGCAAAAACCAUCCCGGUCUUCAAGGAGUUCUCAUGCUUAUGGGGAAGACAACAUGUAAAGAAAUAGGUACAUACAAGUAUUCCAGUGUCCUCUCCACUAUGUGGGGACGUUUCUGUCAAAUGAUCUCAUGAUUCAUUCUGAAGUACACGGUACUAUGCUAUGUUUUUGUGUGCAAAGGUUACUAUAAAAUUAAUUGCUCCAUGAAUACAUAACAUCAAGGAGCCAGUAAGGAUGGAACAGAAAUAGGAGGAUAAGAGUGAGUUGAAUUUCUCGAUCAGAUCAGAGGUUAGGUGUGAAUGGUAAGGAAGGACAGGACAGAAGAAGGAUGUUACUAGGUAUCAGAGAGCAAAGCAGAUGAUACUAAACUUGGGCUUAUAAGUAGGAACAAAGCAAGUCUGAGAUGGGGACAGGGAAUCAGGCAAAAACAGUAUUUAAGCUGAAGAUCAAGAAAUUAGAGGAGAUGCCAUGGCGAAACUGAAGUAGAUAGGAGAUAAUUAGGAAUUAGGGAUAUAUAAUUAGGCCACAACAAAUUAGGCAACCUGUAUCCUUCAAUUUUUUUAACAUAGUAAAAACUAUUCAAAAGUAUACAAAAUUUCAGCAUAAUCCCUUCAUUUCAUCUGUAACUGGGACCUGUUUCUCUGUUUCAUAAUCUUAAGGUAUCUAAUGUCAGGAGUCAUACUUCCCUGGAGAAGUUAUAAUUUUCAUGAUUUUUCUGAAAAUAUUUUGUCACCUUUUCAUGCUUUUUUCAUAAUAAAAGUUUCUGUUUCUUGUAUUAGUAUAA